UGAGCGUACGCAGCUUGCUGCUGUGCAGGUGUUUUGCAUAAGGGAGCUCCUUGCUUUCGUCUUAACAGUGUGCCAGACGCUACCUGAAGUCAUGGCUGACCAGGUGGCUGCCAUGUGUGAUCAGCUUAUCAAAGCUGUGAAUGUGAUGAUGGAUGCGGAGACAAGCCAAAUUUAUCGACUGGAGGCCCUAAAGUUUUGUGAAGAGUUUAAAGAGACAAAUUCCUUCUGUGUCCCAUGUGGCUUACAAUUGGCCGAUAAAGCCCAACCAGCUGUAGUGAGACACUUCGGUUUGCAAAUCCUGGAGCACGUCAUCAAGUUCCGAUGGAACAACAUGCAACAACAAGAGAAGGUCCAGUUGAAGGAGUGUGCCAUGCAGCUAUUAUCAAAUGGUACCCAUUCUAUCCUGGAGGAGGAGAGCCAUAUCAAAGAUGCCCUCUCACGAAUCACAGUGGAAAUGAUAAAGAGAGAAUGGCCUCAGCAUUGGCCAGAUAUGCUGAAAGAGAUGGAGGCUCUCACUAGCCAAGGGGAGGCACAGACAGAGGUGGUUAUGUUGAUCCUUUUGAGGCUGGCAGAGGAUGUGAUCACCUUCCAGACGCUGCCCACUCAGCGACGCAGAGACAUCCAGCAGACACUCACCCAAAACAUGGAAAGCAUCUUCAGUUUCAUGAUGGCAAUUUUGCAGCUCAAUGUCGAGGACUACCGUAAACUGAAAGGAAUGCCCGGACAUGAACUGCAGGCCAGAGCUCACUGUCGAGUCGCUGUGGCUACGCUGAAUACACUUGCAGGCUACAUUGACUGGGUGUCUCUGGUGCACAUCACCUCCGGAAACUGCCAUCUACUGGAAAUAUUGUGUCUGCUGCUGAGUGAGCCAGAGCUGCAGCUGGAGGCGGCAGAGUGCCUGCUCAUCGCUAUCAGCCGGAAGGGCAAGCUGGAGGAUAGGAAGCCAUUCAUGCUGCUGUUCGAUGAUGUGGCCAUCCACUACAUCCUUUCUGCAGCACAGUCAGCAGAUGGGCUGGCGAUAUCUAAGAAAUCCUCUGAAUCACAAGCAGUGGAGGUGGUGGAGCGGCGCUACAUCUUCCUCAAGAGGCUGUGUCAGGUCCUGUGUGCUCUGGGAGGACAGCUCUGCUCAUUAGUGGGUUCAGAGGUUGAGGUUGAAGUACCUGCAAAUCUCAGCAAGUACACGGAAGCCCUUCUAGCCUUCACUACACAUUCCAGUCAGUUUUUGAAGUCGUCCACUCUGGCUACAUGGGGAGCUUUGUUCAGACAUGAGACUUUGUCGAAGGAUGCGGUCGUUGUGGAGAUGGCCGUCAAAUACCUCAGAGCGUCUAUGACCAACCUAGUCAAGACUGGGUUUCCAUCUAGAGACGAUAACCCAAGUUGUGAGUACUCCCGUGUGGACUUCGACAGCGACGAGGACUUCAACUCAUUCUUUAAUUCUUUUCGAGCGCAGCAGGGAGAGGUGCUGAGGAGUGCAUGUCGCAUUGUUCCUCUGGAGGCCUUUCAGAUAGCAGCAGAAUGGUUACAGUAUCAGAUUGCCAGCCCUAUUGACAUGGGGGAUACCACAUCUAAAACUGCAGAGGGCCUGUGCUCCCUCCUGUCUCCAUCUGUGGUCCAAUGGGAUGCGAUGACCAUCUUCAUGGAGUGCAUGGUCACACAGAUCUUCAAAAGUCUGGAAGAGGAGAAGUUGCCCAUCGAUCAGAGCAUGGAGCUGCUGCAGGCCGUGCUGAACUACGACACCAAAGACCCGCUCAUCUUGUCCUGUGUGCUCACCAACGUCUCUGCCCUCUUCCCGUUUGUCAUACACAGACCACACUUCCUGACACAGGUCCUAUACAAGCUCUUUAAAGCCAUCACGUUUGAGAUCGGUCAGGACAAUAAGGCACCUCGGACCCGGGCCGUAAAGAAUGUGAGGAGGCACGCCUGUUCUUCUAUCAUCAAAAUUUGCCGGGAUUACCCACAGUUCAUCUUGCCUUGUUUCGACAUGUUUUACAAUCAUGUGAAGAAGCUGUUCUCCAGCGACGCCACAUUGACUCACAUGGAGAAAUGUUCACUGAUGGAAGCGUUGGUGCUGAUCAGUAACCAGUUCAAGGACUUUGCAAAGCAGAAGGCUUUUCUAGACGAACUCAUGGCGUCAGUGGUGACAGAAUGGACCUCAGAUGAGAUGAGGCAUGUGCUGUGGGACCCUGCCGUGUUCCUGUCCUUCGUUGGAGCGGAUCAGGUGGUCACCGAGCAAAGCGCAGAUUCAGACACAACAGGCCUUAAUAGGGGACGGUUGAGUUUUUGUUUGUAUGCCAUGUUGGGGGUGGUGAAACGUGCACGUUGGCCUGCAGACCUGGAGGAAGCCAAGGCCGGUGGCUUUGUUGCGGGUUACACCCCUGCUGGAGCCCCCAUCUACAGAAACCCCUGCACAGCCCAGUUUCUGACCUUGCUGCCCAACCUGUUGGCUCUCAUCAGGACACACAACAGUCUGUUCAUGCCAGAGAACAUGGCGCGUCUGAGUGAGACCUUUUCUAGGGCCCAUGAGGUGAUGGAUGCAGAGAAAAAUGUGGUUCUUGGUCUCUCUCAGCAUCUUUUGGAUAUUUAUGACUCUCCAGUGUACAGAACCAACCUGGAGCGCAUGCAGGGAUUUUUCACCACAUUGUAUGACAACUGCUUCCAUGUCCUGGGGAAUGCAGGUCUGUCCCUCCAGCAGGAAUUCUACACCAUUGAGAGGUUGGCUCAAGAAAUCGCUGGCUCUGCCUUUGUCUCCCUCGACCAUGUGCCUGACCACAGACUUCGCCCUAUGAUUCGGGUGUUUUUGAGGCAGCUGGUGCAAUCAUGUCCUCAGGAGUACCACGAGAGUCUGCUCUGCCCCCUGCUGGGCCCUCUGUUCGCUUACAUGCAGCAGAGACUCAACGUCAAGUGGCAGGUCAUCAACCAGAGGACCUCAAUAAAUGGCGAGGAUGAGGAGGAGGUGGUGGGUCAGGAGAGCCAGGUGACGCAGGAGAUGUUGGAGGAGCAGCUGGUGCGCCUGCUCACUAGGGAGGUGCUGGAUCUUCUCUCUGUGAGCUGUAUUUCCAGAAAAGUGCCUGAACAUGCAGCAAAUAAGGAGGAAGUAGAAGAGGAGGACAUGAUGAUGGAGUCAGUGCAGACAGCGUCUCCUGCUCAGCCCACAGAGGAGCUGACUGAGCUGGGAAAAUGCCUGAUGAAACACGAGAACAUCUACAUGUCCCUGUUGACCCUCUCCUUCACCUCACUGUCGUGGAAGGACACCACCAACUGUCACCGAACUGCUUCCAUGGUCUGUUGGACCCUUCUGCGGCAGGUCGUAGGGGGUAAUCUUCUUCCUGAGGCGGUCACGUGGUUCUAUACCAGUGUUCUUAGGGGCCUUCAGGUUCAUGGGCAGCAUGAAGUCUGCAACUCUACCCUCUCUCAGCUGGCCAUGCUCAUCUAUGAAAACCUGCGGCCUCGCUACAUGGAGCUGAGAACAGUAAUGACCCAGAUCCCAAACAUCAGUGUGGAGGCUCUGGACCAGUAUGACCACAGGCUCAUGGACCCCAAUGCCCAGAAAGUUGGAGACAAAAAGAGAAAAGACCAGUUCAAGAAGCUCAUUGCAGGAACUGUUGGGAAAGCUCUGUGCCAGCAGUUCAGGAAGGAGGUUCAUAUCCGGAAUCUUCCAUCGCUCUUUAAAAAGCCGAAGCCAGACAAGGAUGUACAGAACAGUGAAGCAUUGGGCCUGGCAGCUCUUUUCUCCCCAGAGGAAAACACUCUGUAGGAACAUACAGCGGUUCUAACGGACUCCAUACUGACUGAAGACAGGAGUUAUGUGUACAAACCGGGGUUUCCCUCACCAUCCUCCAGCUGGGGCAGUGUGGCGCUACCCAACAUAUCUGUCAACACUUUUUUCAAUUAGUCAUCUUUUAUUUUUACCCAUAAUGUGCUGCAACACCACUCACACUGUAUAGUAUAGUACUGUAUAGUAAUAUCUUCCCACAGUCAUUUGCACAGGCGAGAUUCACACAGAAGAUCCCUUUUUUAAAUCCCAUUUCACACUUCUGCUCCAUUUCUUGUGCAUACCUUUAAGGAGGUUGUAGGAAAUAUUUCAGAUCAAAGAAUGUUUUGUCUGUGUCAGAUUUUGUGAAGGGACGAUCUAAAAAUAAUCAUUAAUAUUUGCUCUACAGCAGAAGCUCUGCUGAGCCAUAAACAAACCUUGAAAUAGGUAAAUUCUGUGUUUUGUCAUUUACUUUGGGCCUUUUAAGGGGCAAUAUUUGCUAAUGGCCCAGCAUCAUGUUCACUGAGAAUGCCAUAGACAUAUAAAACGAGGGAAUCAAACUGAGAGCCCAGCUGUGGUUCGAUAUUCACCCUAGAAAUUGGCAUCGAAAGAUAUCCACACAAGCACAGCCAGUAUACCCAGUAGCUGCAGGAGUGGCCUGUUAGGAAGGACUGUGUGUGUGUGUGUGUGUGUGUGUUUGUGUGUGUUCUGGCUCGUAUGGCUUAUGAGAGGUGGAGACCUUUUGUACUUUAAAAAAAAAAA
Molecule: messenger RNA, 4513 nt
Organism: Seriola dumerili (greater amberjack)
Lineage: Eukaryota; Metazoa; Chordata; Actinopteri; Carangiformes; Carangidae
Gene: xpo5
Product: exportin 5
Exons: 33
Coding region: 92-3754 (1220 amino acids)
Biological process (GO): protein export from nucleus; RNA export from nucleus
Cellular component (GO): nucleus; cytoplasm; RNA nuclear export complex
Molecular function (GO): nuclear export signal receptor activity; RNA binding; small GTPase binding
Source: RefSeq, a predicted model, not a curated record